AUGGAAUCCUCAUUAGCUGCUAUAGCCAACUCCGGCCCCAUCUCCAUCUUCUCAUACUGUGUCUCGUCCAUCUUGAUGACGGUCACCAACAAGUAUGUGUUGUCUGGUUUCUCGUUCAACAUGAACUUCCUCUUGUUGGCUGUCCAGUCCAUCGUGUGUAUUGUCACCAUCGGCUCGUUGAAGUCGUUUGGUGUCAUCACCUACAGACAGUUCAACAAGGAGGAAGCAAGAAAGUGGUCCCCUAUUGCUGUCUUGUUGGUCAUCAUGAUCUACACCUCUUCCAAGGCUUUGCAAUAUUUGUCGAUCCCAGUGUACACCAUUUUCAAGAACUUGACCAUCAUUUUGAUUGCUUACGGUGAAGUCUUGUGGUUCGGUGGUAAGGUCACCACCAUGGCAUUGUCAUCAUUUCUCUUGAUGGUGUUCUCGUCCGUUGUCGCUUGGUACGGUGAUGAGGCCGUUUCCGGUUCUGGUAACGAAUCCUUCAUUGCUUUGUAUUUGGGUUACUUCUGGAUGGCCACCAACUGUUUUGCUUCCGCUGCCUUCGUGUUGAUCAUGAGAAAGAGAAUAAAGUUGACCAACUUCAAGGACUUCGAUACCAUGUACUACAACAACUUGUUGUCCAUUCCUAUCUUGCUUGCUUCUUCUAUUAUCUUUGAAGACUGGUCUGCUGAAAACUUGGCUGUGAACUUUCCAAGUGACAACAGAACAGCCACCAUCGCUGCCAUGGUAUUGUCCGGUGCUUCUUCCGUCGGUAUCUCGUACUGUUCUGCUUGGUGUGUAAGAGUUACAUCUUCCACUACUUACUCUAUGGUCGGUGCCUUGAACAAGUUGCCUAUUGCUCUUUCUGGAUUGGUAUUCUUUCCAGCAGCAGUGAACUUCUGGUCCGUUGCUUCCAUCUUCGUUGGUUUUGCUGCUGGUUUGGUUUAUGCUGUUGCCAAGCAAAGACAACAAAAGGAAAACGUCUCCUUGCCAUCGUCGAAGUAA
Molecule: messenger RNA, 984 nt
Organism: Scheffersomyces stipitis CBS 6054
Lineage: Eukaryota; Fungi; Ascomycota; Pichiomycetes; Serinales; Debaryomycetaceae
Gene: VRG4
Product: GDP-mannose transporter
Exons: 1
Coding region: 1-984 (327 amino acids)
Cellular component (GO): Golgi apparatus
Molecular function (GO): antiporter activity; GDP-mannose transmembrane transporter activity
Source: RefSeq, a predicted model, not a curated record